AUGGGACGUCCAGGUGAGGGUUCGUUUGUGUGGGUGCGUGUAUGUAGGUGCAGUGAUUGUGCUUUCACUGCAUCAGUCCCACGAAGUUUCAUCACUCCGCCCUCCCACCCACUCUCCCUCCAACAUCAUUACCGUGGUGAUUGGUGCAGUGGCAGCGAUCAAUACCACCUUGGCUGCCUCCAAAAUUUCAAUUUGCCUCCGCCUGAUAAACGCAAAUUCCACAAAUGUCCUACCGCUGCACCUACGUCGACAGCGCUGUUAGUAGCUGUAACGCAUCGGAUCACAGAUCUCCAGGAACAGUUGAGGAGCGCCUCAUCAAGGGAAGAGGAACAACGAAGCCAACUGGAGUGCGCCCUCGAAACGAAUAAAGAGACCCUAGAACAGCUCACUCAGGCCACCACGAGGAUCGACGGCCUGCAAUGGGAGGUCGACCAUCUCACCAACGAGAACCAUAGACUUCAUGAACAGUUGGCCGCAAGCGAGGCACACUUCGAGAAGUCGAUGAUAGCGCAUCAGGCAACCGGGUUGGUGGAACGCAGUCGUGAGAGAGAAGCGGUAAGGGAGGAAUACGAACACGUCCUGUUGUGCUACAAAAACUCUCUCGCGGAAAUGGAGGCUAAGAUGAUGAAGAAGGAUAGGACGAUCAGGUCAGCUGAAUUUUUGGGUCCUUCCUCAUUGCAGCACAUUCAAAACAUGGAGUCAAAAGUGAACAAACUGAAGUCCGAGAUGCUUCAGCUACAGAACCGUCUACAAGCCUCUGAGAGUCGCCGCGUCGCCGGUCCGGAAAAGCCAUUAGUUGAGGAUCGACAGGGCAAACCACCUGAAGUCAGGCGAUAUCAAAAGCCUCCCGCUUCUACCUCCGCCACUGGUACCAUCUCGUCAGCGACGAGACCUGCAAAUCGAGCCGUUAGCAUUGGCGGCCAAGCCUGCAAUCGCUCUAGAUGCAUUUCUGGCGGUGACGGCGUCUCCCCCAUCUACCCCAAUGAGGGCUCGCCACCUCCUUACCGCAUGAUCAGGACCUCAGCUCCCACCAACACCCACGCCGCAUAUCUCGGCGGCCAUCGAAGCGCUCCCGAUUUCGCUCUCACACACCACGGGGGUAUGAAUUCCUUCGGGCAAACAAGUUGGCCCUGGCGAUUGACAACAUUCUGGAAGUGUCACAGAAUUAGUAAAAUCUCGAGGGAGGAGGAAGAGAUGUAA
This is a messenger RNA of Echinococcus granulosus, 1200 nucleotides long. RefSeq lists its product as hypothetical. The transcript is spliced from 5 exons. Lineage: Eukaryota; Metazoa; Platyhelminthes; Cestoda; Cyclophyllidea; Taeniidae. The record is from RefSeq and is a predicted model, not a curated record. The coding region runs from base 1 to 1200 and encodes 399 amino acids.